Molecule: messenger RNA, 1905 nt
Organism: Polypterus senegalus (gray bichir)
Lineage: Eukaryota; Metazoa; Chordata; Cladistia; Polypteriformes; Polypteridae
Gene: taf1a
Product: TATA box binding protein (TBP)-associated factor, RNA polymerase I, A
Exons: 11
Coding region: 123-1466 (447 amino acids)
Biological process (GO): transcription by RNA polymerase I
Cellular component (GO): RNA polymerase I transcription regulator complex
Source: RefSeq, a predicted model, not a curated record
AAAAUGCUCUUAUCUUUCUGUUUUAGAGUCAAACACUUGAAUCGACUAUUUGUAUUUAUUGGGAAACCGCGGCAUAUAAUAUUGUAAUGUCUUUACUGUGGUGAAAUAAUUUAAGUAAAGGAAUGGACGAUAUCAGUAAUGAAUUUACUAUAAUAGACGAAGGCACAGAUGAGGGUGCUGAUGACAGCGAAGAUGCUCAUAGUGCAUCAUCUUUUAAUGUUUCUUCCUUAAGACAACCAACCCGUAAAAAAAGAGAAACAGAUAUUCGUAAAACCACCAGGACAUGUUUGGAAGAGUUGCAUGGUGCCCUUCUUCACCACCAGUGGACUAAAGCUGCUGAGUUCAUGCAGAACUACAUCCAAGUUCUAGAAGAUCCAAGCAGUCAACAGAAAAUGCAUUCAUCACAGAGAGUGUGGAGAAUGGGAGCGGAGAUUCUUCGACAUCACCCAGAUGCUACUGUUGAAGACCUUAACUCUUUUUAUGACAGGAUGAAACACUUGCAUAUGAGUAACUAUUUAAAGGUAAGUCUUGAACAUGCUUUUUACUUGAUAUCUAAAGAUAAGAUUGAAGAUGCAAAGAGACAACUAUCCUUAGCAGAAAGCUGGCGCUAUGGAAAAUUCUCUGCUUCACAAGAGAAAAUCGCAAAGCUCAUUCAGGCAUACCAUGGUUUGCUGGAUUUCUCCAUCUGGAUCACAAAGAGGAAUCAAUUGGUAGAAAAUGGAAGCCAUGAUUUUGCAGAUACAGCUUCAAACCAGGAGAUGCACACCUACUUUCGUCAGGCAUCUUCUAAAUUUCAUGAAGUAAUUAAACAGCCUGGUGUUUGGGAUCCCUUUGUACUUUGUUUUGUAAAGUUAUUGGAAUUCUAUGAUGAUUAUAAUGGGGCUGUGCAAGUCCUCAACAAUUAUGCAUAUAAUGAUGGAUUUCCAGCGAAUCCCAAUGCUCAUAUCUACUUGUACAAGUUUCUAAAGAAAAAUAAUGCUGACAUGAAGAAGCUUGUUAAAGUGCUUAGGGUUUUGCAUAUUUUAGUACCAAGCCACAAAUUAAUGUUCAAAUUAUGUUCACUUCUCGAUGGGUUAGAUAAAACAAAAUAUCAGCAAGAAUCCCUGAAAAUCCUGUUUGAUCUUUUGGACUAUUCAGAUUGGAAAAAUAAUCUUAAAGUGUGGAAACGACUUAAAAAGAAGAUCAGUCUUCUUAUUAAAUUGGGGCAUUCUGAGUGGAUUAACGAACAAUGGGAGUCCAGAAGAGAUUGGUGGCCUGCAUUUCAUUUCAGCACUUAUCAAGCAAAAAGAAAUGUAUCAGACAAUUUAAACUUAGCCUGCAAAAAAGCAACCGUCGCAGGAUUUCUGUUGUCAAAACGGUGCAGAUAUUUCAAAGUUGUUUACAAAGAGGGAAUGAAAGCCAACCCAAAACUGAUGAAGAAAAUGAAAAAACGCAUAGAAAAAUCCAGUAUUGCCUCUCAAAGUUAAUGUUACACAGAGGACUCCGUCUCGACACGUAGCCUUUUGAAGACGCGUCCGUAACCAUUUUUCCAGAGAGGCAGUAUAUUGUUAACGAGAGAGCCCAGCAGGUGGGUUGUUCCCAGUAAAAGUCCACUAGUUCUCUUUGAACUUUUUUAAAUGUUAUUUUAUUGCUUCACAUGCUGCUCGAUUACUAGAGAAUGUCAACAUUCUUAAGUAUGUGUGAUCUGUCAGACUCGGUUAUACGAUUCACAGAAAACACAAACAAUGCACACAUUUUUGUUUAUGACUAGGAAGAGAAAUGACAGAAUGAGAAAAAUGAAUUGCAUGAUGCAAAUACCUUUUUUUUUCUACUAUUUAUUUCAUUAUAAAACUGUUAUACUUUAAUGGCAAGUGGCAAUAUUGUAUAUAAAAAAAAAAAAAAACACUUUUGCUAAGAGAACAAAUC